CUCUGGCUGCUGAUCAGAGAAACUGCACUUUACUUGCAGAGUGCCCAGCUAACAACACCUGCAGUGACUUGUGUGCCAUGGUACUGGGACAGAGCAUCUGCUCCUGCAGAAAUAACUUCUACAAACUCUCCUCUGAUAACCAGACUUGUGUUGAUGUGGAUGAGUGCACUGACAGCUACCCAUGUGUUGGGAACAGCAGUACAUGCUUAAAUACCAAUGGUGGCUUCUCCUGCAACUGUACCAAUGACUACAUACUUGGAGCUGACAAGUUGACUUGUGCUGAUCGUAACGGUGGUCUUACUAGCUGGACUAGCUGGGGAAGCUGCAGUGUCACGUGUGGUGGUGGAACCCAGUCCCGCACUCGUUCCUGCACCAACCCAACUCAAGCUGGCAAUGGCCUUCCAUGCAGCGGACUGACCAGUGAGACUCAACAGUGUAAUACGGACUCUUGUCCAUGUAAGUGUGCUAAUUGUUAA
This is a messenger RNA of Lingula anatina, 476 nucleotides long. RefSeq lists its product as uncharacterized. NCBI's taxonomy places the organism in Eukaryota, Metazoa, Brachiopoda, Lingulata, Lingulida, Lingulidae. The record is from RefSeq and is a predicted model, not a curated record. Gene Ontology annotation, molecular function: calcium ion binding. Gene Ontology annotation, biological process: cell-matrix adhesion.